CCCACCGAAUUUGAAACCGAAAACAUUAGCUUAGCUCAAGCUAAACGAGUGAAUCAUUUACCUGCAGAUUCUGUCAAAUCCGUCCAUUUAACACAAUAUUCCGCAAAACAUGUGCAAGAUAUGUAUUUUUAUACCCGUUAUAAUGCUGUUAUGUACUCGCUGGCAAAGUGCAGAGGGAAACAAAGGAUAUUCCUACCCAGAUUGCACCCAUGUAAAUGGAGACAGUGCCCAUAUAUAUUCUGGGAGCCGAUGCUUCUGUUACAGCUCUGGUACAGUAAUCAAAUGGAAAGACAUGUGGUCCACUUUCAAGGUGAACGUGACGAGUUAUGAGGACGUCUUCAUCAUGUUCCCGAUGGAGACCAGUAAUUGCCACCAUCCAGAUGAGCUUCUCACAGUUAUUAACUGCUUUGUUGAACAUUACUGGCCAUCCACGAUCCAAAAGGAGAAGGCUUUGGACAUUCCUCUGGUUGAAGAAAAUGUCUGCUUUAUGACCGAAUCACCUAGAAGCAACACUGAAUACACACUACACGUCUCAAACAAAAGGUUAAAUAGAAUGUGCUUCUUGCUCUUUAUCUGUGGGCUGGUACUUUUUUUGGGAGCAGGAACCAUAUGCAGGAGCUCACUGUUUUUCUACAUGACUGGAGUGACAUUGGGAGUCAUCGCCAUAUUUGUCUUUCUAAUACUUAUCCUAAGGAACUUCAUACCAAAGCGAGGGCUGUUUCUGGUGUUGUUGGGUGCUGGCUCCAGUUUAUCCUACAUAGGGAUCCAGAGGGUGUUAAAUGAAUGGGACGACAUCGUGACUGAGCACUGGAUAGAAUUGCUGGUUUAUGUGCUGAUCUCGGGCUCAUUUAGCUUCAUCGUAUGCUACAUGCACGGCCCCAUCACCAACAACCGCACCCUGAACUUGAUGACCUGGUUCAUGCAAGCUGUAGGCAUAGUAUUGCUUUACUAUGGCAUUACAUUCCCCCCUGCAUACCACAUACUGCUUGCUUGCCUGUUGUGCUGGAAGAUCCUGCCCUUAGUCCUGAGCCUUCUGAUGGGGAUAUACAGUCUCUGCUACUCUUUCCUGGGACUGUUCCGGUGGAAGAAACGCCCCAAGUCUAGGUUGCUGACCGAAGAGGAAUACAGAGAGCAGGGAGAGAUCAUCACUAAACAGUCACUGGAUGAACUGAGGGAGCACUGCAACAAGCCUGGUUUUCCUGCAUGGGAGACAGUCUUGAGGCUCAGAGCACCGCAAAAAUUUGCAGAGUUUCUGCACAGAGGCUUCCACGUCACUCAAGAGGAGCUUCAGAGUUAUGAAAGACAGUAUGGCCCUGGUGGGGCGUACUAUGAGAACAUGCUGUUUAACAACAGCUCCAGUGAUGGACUGCCUGAGAGAGAAGAAGACGAUGACAGCGAGGAGGAGCUACAUGGAACCAGUCCUUCAACCUCAAACAACCUCCCCAGUCCCCCGGAAUACAGCGCUGCAGUCUGCCCCUUCCCCAAAGCCACCUACACUGCUCAACCAAAACCCAUGGAUCCGGAAGACCAAGAUAUAUUUUGAAUCUGACUGAAGGAGGAGCGAUUUUAAGUUUUUUUUAAAUAAAUGGUAUAAAUGGUUUGAAUGGCACAAUAUCAUUAGGAAAGCAUGACUCUAAGGACCUUUAGGAGAUCUCUAAGAUUUGUAAUAAUUGUCUCUUUUGUUGACUUAAAUGAUCUCUUUGGGACAAGUGGACUGUUUUGUAAAGGUGAACCUGUAUUUGUAGUUCACCCAAAAAUGAAAAUUCUGUCAUUGUGUACUCUCCUCAAAUUGUUCCAAACCCAUAUGACUUUCUUAUGUGGAACGCAAUGGAGAUAUUGGACA
Molecule: messenger RNA, 1843 nt
Organism: Xyrauchen texanus (razorback sucker)
Lineage: Eukaryota; Metazoa; Chordata; Actinopteri; Cypriniformes; Catostomidae
Product: nuclear envelope integral membrane protein 2-like
Exons: 9
Coding region: 110-1543 (477 amino acids)
Cellular component (GO): nuclear envelope
Source: RefSeq, a predicted model, not a curated record